UUUACACAAAAUAUGUUGACAUUAAUUGAUUCUGACAAUAUAAUUCAUUUGUAAUCGUUAUAUGUACCUCAUCGCGUUAAAUUAGAAAAAUAUCAUGAAAAAUACGACUCGAUUAGUUAUUCCUGCAUGUACAGUGAACAAUUUGAGCAAUGGUAACUAUCAGAGACGUACACAGUUCAUUAUUUUUUUUUAUAAAAAACAUAUCGAUAAUCUUGUAUAAAACUGUACCAUAAAAUUUAUUAAAUUUCAUGUAAUAUAUUCGCGAAGAAGAAAUAUAUUCCGAACUACUGUAAACUAACGUACUUAUACUUCAAAGUGUGUAAAGGUUAACCUCCUUUAAGCAGAGCAAAAUUAUACAAAUUUUUAAUAAAUAUUCUGUGGAAAUGACAUUGAAAGAAGAAUUAAAUUGAUAUUUGAAUACAAAGAAAACAAAAUAAUAAGGAAUAUUGUCACAAAUAAGCAGAUGUUAAACUUUCAAUAGCAAACACGAUGAAUAAUAUUUCUGGACAAUUUCGUAAAACAAUAUGGGAUCCUAUUUUAAUAAUAUCCCAAAUAGUUGCUGUUCAAACUGUCAUGUAUUUCUGCCUUGGAUUAUGGAUCUGGAUCAUUGCUUCAUUUCUUGGAUCAACAAAGUCGCUAGAUUACGCCUUUCAUUAUAAGGAAAUACAUGUUCGAGAUUAUGCUGGUCAGCUUACCAUAAUCAUUUUUAUCAUAAAUGCAUUAGUUGGGGCAUUCGCGUUGUGGUGGUUGGUACAAAGAACGAAACAGUGUAUGGAUUUUGCAUGUACAGCACACUUGAUACAUUUGUUAUGUUGUUGGAUAUAUAACGCGAGUUUUCCUUCGACCUUUAGCUGGUGGUGUUUGAAUAUCGUAUCUGUAAGUAUUAUGUGUGUUUGUGGUGAGUUUCUCUGUAUGAAAACUGAAUUACAAGCGAUACCGUUAGGUAUGAACAGUCAUAAAACAGCUUUGUAACGUAUGCGUGCACAUAAAAUUUACUGUAUUAUCUAAAUUCUAUAGAUAUUAUCAUUGUUUUAAAUUAAAGACUUUUAGAUAAUAGACCAAUACCUUUUGUAUUAUAUUUUUAAUAAUAAUUACAAUAAAUACUUUUUAUCAUA
This is a messenger RNA of Hylaeus anthracinus, 1115 nucleotides long. It is a transcript of the gene Sys1, whose product is annotated as protein SYS1 homolog. Bases 490 to 972 code for a protein of 160 amino acids. NCBI's taxonomy places the organism in Eukaryota, Metazoa, Arthropoda, Insecta, Hymenoptera, Colletidae. The record is from RefSeq and is a predicted model, not a curated record. The transcript is spliced from 2 exons. Gene Ontology annotation, biological process: protein localization to Golgi apparatus; Golgi to endosome transport; Golgi to plasma membrane protein transport. Gene Ontology annotation, cellular component: trans-Golgi network; Golgi membrane.